AUGACUGUUGCUCCACAAAAAACCAUCUGUGUGUUUUGCGGCCUGUCGUUUGGCAAAAACCCGUCAUACGCCGAGAAUGCCACUGAAUUGGGUGCCAUGUUGGCAGCCCGCAAGUGGGGUCUUGUUUAUGGCGGAGGCUCAACCGGACUCAUGGGCGCUGUUGCCCGUGGAUGCGCUACAGCAGGCGGCUAUGUUCACGGAAUCAUCCCAGAAGCGUUGGUCACCCGUGAGAGGGUUAGUGACGCCGAAUUCAAUGCCAAAUUGCAGCAGGGAAUCGAGCACCACGUGGGCUCGACCCCAAUCCCGGACCUGAAGGAGUAUGGAAAGACCACGUUGGUGGGGGACAUGCACACACGCAAGCGGAUGAUGGCGCAGGAGGCGGAUGCGUUUGUGGCGUUGCCAGGUGGCUACGGAACCAUGGAAGAGCUUAUGGAGGUUGUCACCUGGCACCAGUUGAACAUCCACGACAAGCCAAUUGUGGUGUUCAACAUGAACGGCUUCUACGACAGCUUCUUGAGCUGGAUCCGCGAGGCUAUUGACUCCGAAUUUGUGUCGGUGAAAAACGGUGAUAUCAUCCAGGUGGCCACUUCGCCGGAAGAAGUCUUGCUGGCCAUUGAAAACUACAAAGUUCCAGAGGGACGCUUCAACUUGAACUGGAGCAACACAUAG
This is a messenger RNA of Clavispora lusitaniae ATCC 42720, 669 nucleotides long. RefSeq lists its product as uncharacterized. Gene Ontology annotation, biological process: cytokinin biosynthetic process. Gene Ontology annotation, cellular component: cytosol. The record is from RefSeq and is a predicted model, not a curated record. NCBI's taxonomy places the organism in Eukaryota, Fungi, Ascomycota, Pichiomycetes, Serinales, Metschnikowiaceae. Gene Ontology annotation, molecular function: hydrolase activity, hydrolyzing N-glycosyl compounds.